AUUCUUCAAGUAGUUAUCAUACGAAGCAGAUAUAAAUUGUGCAAGCAGAGUAGUUUAAAGAAACUGGUUUUCAUUUGAGAUGAAGCUUUCUCUAGGUUUUACUUGGUUGAUAUUCGUCGUGCAUCUUUUAGAAUGCAACUCGUUGGAACGUGCUUUUGUAAUAAACAAUCCAAAAAUUCUGAUCGUUAUAAUGCAGCAAGAAAAUGAGCCGAUUUUUCCGACAACAUACAAUUACACAAGCUGUGAAGAGAUUGUAGUAAGAUCAGCUAAACUGAAUGCGUUGACGACGGAAAUGCAAACAGCGAUUUCAAAUGUUACAAUUGUAGCACUAGUUUAGUUAUCAUCAACCCAAAUUUAAACUAUCAAACGGCAGACCUAGCGAUCGUUUAUAACCGUUUAGAAAAGCUUCCAAAGCAUCUGAAUGUUUUGACCAAUUUGGAGAAACUUUUUCUUCACGACAAUCGAAUCGAGUUUGUUGCGAUGGCGGAGUUCAAUGGUUUGAAUAAACUAAAGUUGCUAGCCUUGCAAAGAAAUAAGAUUACCGAAAUCAGAGCAACGCUACAGAAUCCAGUGAUCCUUCCCAAGUUGGAGGAAUUCUACAUCUACAAUAACCUUCUCACCGAUAUAAAUUUUGAGCAUUGGAAUACUUCGAACCUUAAUUUAAUUUAUUUGCCCGAGAAUCAACUGCAGAUCGCCCUUUCACUUCCGGGCAAACUCAACGGAUUGAAAGGAGUCGCACUGGCCACCAAUCCCUUAAACUGUGAGUGGCUUAACUCAACUUUGAAGCAACUUAAGGAUCGCAAUGUUAAGGUAUAUGAUGAACACAUUACAAAGUGCAACGCAACAGGACCAGAUUUGAAAGAAAUUGUUCGCAGAGUCAACUUCAAGGAAACGUUUGCCACUCUGCCACUUUUACGACACAGUCAAUUUGAAUUAAAAGAAUUUCUGCAAAAAAAACUGAAGAACUUGGAAGCCAACAUUGAGAUUCGGCAGCAGCAGAAUGAAUCGCUACAAACCAAUUUUGACAAGAUUGAUAUCAGAAUAAGCGAGUUAUCAUCGAAAAGUGAAAAACUUCAAACAGAAUUGCAAACCAAUUUGUUGCAAACCACCAACGCUACAUCGACAACCGAUCAAAAGCUGAAAGAAAUGGAAUCAUUUUUCAAAUUACAGAUGGAAUCGUUGCGAAAAUCGGCCCUCAACAUUACCGAGGCUACGGAUUUGCACCUGCUGAAGAGCAAUCAAAGUCCUGACCAGGAGCUAGUGGAGAUGAGGCAACAUUUCGAGCGGAAAAUCUCAAAGCUUGAGACUGAUGGUAAGAAUUUUCAGGCAGAGAUUCAACACGUUUUAAAAAUAUUGAACGAGCUGCAGCGACAACAGAACGAGUCUCCAAUCAGCAGCACAGACUCGGUUCACGGAGGAACUUUCAAGCUAGACACAUAUGUAGUGACUUUUGUGGUUCUGGCAAUCUUAUUUUGCUUAUACUUGGUGAAAACUAACUUUGGUUCAAUCAUGUGUGCCAAGUCUGACAAAAGGAAGAAAAAUCGUGUGGGUGAAAUGCCGCUUACUUCGAUUGCUGAUGACACCCAACAAUACUUGGAACGUCAACAAUUUGACAAAAAGUGAGGCCACCACCGGUUGAAAUACAUGUGAAAUUUUAUGUUUAGUUUAGUUUGCCGCAACAUCAUUUGUAAUCUGUAGAAUUAUGGCAAAAUAAAGCAUUAUUUGUA
Culex pipiens pallens (northern house mosquito) is the source of this 1727-nucleotide messenger RNA. RefSeq lists its product as uncharacterized. The record is from RefSeq and is a predicted model, not a curated record. Lineage: Eukaryota; Metazoa; Arthropoda; Insecta; Diptera; Culicidae. The transcript is spliced from 2 exons. The coding region runs from base 481 to 1623 and encodes 380 amino acids.